Chelonia mydas (Green sea turtle) is the source of this 5418-nucleotide messenger RNA. It is a transcript of the gene ZFP64, whose product is annotated as ZFP64 zinc finger protein. Gene Ontology annotation, cellular component: nucleus. NCBI's taxonomy places the organism in Eukaryota, Metazoa, Chordata, Testudines, Cheloniidae. Gene Ontology annotation, biological process: regulation of gene expression. The record is from RefSeq and is a predicted model, not a curated record. The transcript has 6 exons. The coding region runs from base 1210 to 3252 and encodes 680 amino acids.
CGCGCUCCGGGGCCCGCGCUGGGGAAGCCGAGCCGAGCCGGGGCCCGGGCAGGCCCCGAAACCUGAGUAGCGCAAGAAGCGGGCGGGAGCCAAGCCCGGGAACGUGGCUCGGGCAGGAACGCGGGGGAGAGCAGCCAGCGGGCUGGGCGGGCUGCCCCGCCGCGCAGCGGGGGCUGGGGGCGGCCGCGGAGAGAGGCUCCCCGGGCGGCCCCGCUUCGGAGUUCCCCCGUCGGGCCGGGGCCGGGGCCUGGGCGAGCAGCAGGUGCCGCCGCCCGAGGCGCGGAGCCGGGCGCAGCGAGGGGCCGGUCCUCGGGGAGAAGGCGGGUGGCGGCCAGAGCCAUCAGCCGCCGCUCAGCGCGGGAGGGCGGACCGCAGCCGGUCCCGGGCUCCGACGCCCCGCCCAGGAAGAAGCCCCUUAGUCCCGGCAGCGGGCGAGAGGCGCUGCCCGGCGGAGGUCGACUCUGGUCUGCUGCCGCCCGUCCCCAGCUCUCCUCCUCCGGCCACGGGCUCGCGGAGGAGACGGACAAGGGGGGUGGGGAGAUCGGGGGUCAGGGAGAAAGAGGGAUCUGGGGGGUGAGGGGCGGGGACCGUUCUAGCCCCCCCACUGGGGAGGGGGCGUGAGACGCUUGGGGGCGUUGGGGGCGGGCAGAAGGCUGGGGGCGGCAGGAGUAGGGCACAGAGGUGUGGGGGCAGACAGGGCUGUUAAGGAACAGUAACGGUAAGAAGGAGGAGCUGUGAGUGGGGGAGAAGGCAGGGGCAACAGGUUGGGGACUUAGGGAUAGGCCACAUGGGGCAGUUAGGGAUAGGGGAGGCAGGGGAAGAAGUUGGAUGUUAAGCAGUAAGGGCAAGGGAGGAGGCGGGGCAGAAGGCGGUGGGAGGAAAGGGCAGAGGGGAAAAGGCCGUCUUGCUUCUUGGGCUCUGCUGGGCAGCACAGAGGAUGCCUGCAGGGGAGGCAAGCAAGAUUUACCCUGACACCUCACUCCGUUCUGCCUCCAGGACUAUCCAUGUUCAUUAAGGACCCAUCCACCCACAAUUGGAGCACUGGGCAAGGGGCUACAUUUUCUGGGAAAGCUCCCCAGGUGCAUAGGGCAAGGCCCCUGGGCUUAAUGCAAGGAGCAAUGGUGUAGGUCCUUUGGUCCAAUUCACAAAGGCAUUUUGCAGUAGUGUAAGCCUCCUGGCUGUGAGAGUGUCACUGCGCAGCAUGCAAAGAUGCAAGUUCCCAGAGCGCAACUGUCAUUUCCAGGAGGCACCACUGUCCUAGUGGAGCUCACCCCAGAUAUCCACAUUUGUGGCAUUUGCAAGCAGCAGUUCAAUAACCUCGAUGCCUUCGUUGCUCACAAGCAAAGCGGCUGCCAGCUGAUCAGUGCAAAUGGAACCACUAGUACAGUCCAGUUUGUUUCAGAAGAAACUGUGCCAUCAACACAGGCUCAAACCGCAACCAGAACAAUCACUUCAGAGACUCAGACCAUCACAGUUUCUGCUCCAGAGUUUGUUUUUGAGCAUGGCUACCAAACGUAUCUGCCCAGUGAGAGCCGUGAACCUCAGACUGCUGCUGUUGUCUCUCCAUCAUCAAAAACGCGUUCCAGAAAAUCCACUACUGCAGUUGUCCAAAAGAAAUUGAACUGCUGCUAUCCAGGUUGCCAAUUCAAGACAUCCUAUGGUAUGAAAGAUGUGGAACGUCAUUUAAGAACACACACAGGAGAUAAGCCCCAUAAAUGUGAGGUGUGUAGCAAGUGCUUCAGUCGCAAAGAUAAGCUGAAGAUGCACAUGCGUUCCCAUACUGGGGUGAAACCUUACAAGUGUAAACACUGUGACUAUGCAGCUGCUGACAACAGCAGUCUCAACAAGCACCAGCGCAUCCACUCAAAUGAGCGUCCUUUUAAAUGCCAGAUCUGUCCUUAUGCAAGCCGCAACUCUAGCCAGCUUACUGUCCAUCUCAGAUCCCAUACUGGAGAUGCUCCGUUUCAGUGUCGGAUGUGUAGUGCUAAAUUUAAAAUCAACUCGGACUUGAAGAGGCACAUGCGUGUGCACUCUGGAGAGAAGCCUUACAAAUGUGAGUUCUGUGAUGUCCGCUGUGCCAUGAAAGGGAACCUGAAAUCGCACAUCCGUAUCAAGCACAGCAUGGAGAACACACUCAAGUGUCCAGAGUGCGAGUUCCAGUGCGGAAACAAAACAACCCUUCGGCAUCACUUAAGAACCCAUCAGCCUGAGCAGCCAGUGAAGUGCUCAAAAUGCAACUACUCUUGCUCUAACAAGGCAGCUCUCAAGGUGCACGAGAGAAUUCACUGCGAGGAUCGCCCUUUCAAAUGUGACUUUUGUAGCUUUGAUACCAAGCAGCGGAGCAAUCUGACCACGCACGUGAAGAAAGCCCAUGGAGACAAAGUCAAGAUCAAAAAGCAAACUACUGAGAAGAAAGAGGGAGAUAAGUUAAAGCAGGGCAGCUCCAGGCAAGUAGCCAAAUUGGAUGCUAAGAAAGCAUUUAAAUGUUGCCUGUGUGAGGCUUCCUUUGUCCGAGAAGAUUCUCUUAGGAGCCAUAAGAAACAGCACAGAGAGUAUAAUGGGACCAAAAGUACUGAACUGGCUGUAUUGCAGUUGCACAUGGACCCCAGUAGGCAGACCAGUGCCCCGAUCACUGUAAGUCACCUUCAAGUUCCAAUUCAAGCCACUCAGGUUUCUCCUUACAGUGAAGGAAGGGUCAAGAUCAUUGCUGGCCAUCAAGUGCCUCAAGCUAAUGGAACAGUUCAGGCUGCUUCAGUGAAUGUUAUGUCUCCCACAUUAGUUGGCGAGAAUCAGGAGGAACUAUCUGCGAGUAGCCAGUUGCAAAUACUGCGCCAAGUCAGUCUGCUGGCACCGCCUCAUCCCCCUGUUUCUCAAAGCGAAGCUGUGUCAGUGGGGCAGCCGGCCGUUCUUCUCACUGCCCAGGACCAAAGUGACAGCAAUGCUCUCCACCAGACUUUGAUUUCUGCUGCUUCAGUCAGUAGUCACAGGGCUUCAGCAAGCCAGACUUUCAUCAAUGAUUCUGGAAUCAGCUGCUCUGACUUGGAAGGGCUCAAUGCUUUGAUUCAAGAAGGGGCAACGGAGGUGGCUGUGGUUAGUGAUGAAGGUCAGAGUAUCUCUGUGUCCACUUCAGCUCCCCCUCCUCCCAUCUUUUCCUCAUCCUCUCACACACAAGCACCUAAGCAGACCUACUCCAUCAUUCAAAGUGAAGCCCAUACAGCUUCGCUGUGUCCUGCAGACUCCAUACCGGAUUAGUUUUAAAAAACUAGCACAAAUUCCACCCUGGAUUGCCUUGUCAAGCCUUGGAGUCAGUGGGAUUUUCAUGACACUUAGUGAGGGCCAGUUUUUCAGGAGUCCUGAGAUUGGCCUCUAAAGUUCCAUUUGCACCACUUUGCACAUGUAAUCGUAUGUUGCAUUCUCACAUACUCAUACAGUGACUUGCACAUGAGGGUGUGCACAAUUACAUGUGUUGGAAACUAGAGGCUUCAGUCUUUGAAAAAUGUGAACCUGAAUAUCAAAGCAACUGUUUAAAAUUUCACAUUUUAAAAAAACUUCCCAGAGCAGGAUUUACUUUGCGCAGCAAAUGUCUUAUUUAAACAAAAUAGCUUUUUUUUAUCAGAUGCAAAGAACAUCUCGCCUUAAGAUACCAUCCCCUGUGAAAAAUCUGAGGGCAGGUCUAUAUUACGGGGGAAAGUCGAUCUAAGCUAUGCAAUUUGAGUUACGUUAGUAGCGUAACUCAAGUCGACACGUAGCUCAGAUCUGCUUUCACGGGGUGGGGGUCCAAACUACGCUAUGUCAUCAGGAGAGCGUCUCCUGUUGACAUUACGUAGUUUGGACCCCCACCCCUACUCUUUGGACUUCCCCUACUCUUUUCCAUCUGGUGCAGUACUGGAGUCGACAGGAGAGCAAUCUGCGGUCAAUUUAGCGGGUCUUCACAAGACCCGCUAAAUUGACCCCUGAUGUAUCGAUUGCCACAGCGUGGAUCCACUGGUAAGUGGAGACAAGCCCUGAGCAAGGUGGCUUUGUACAAUGAACCAAAACAGUUGUUCAGAGACCCAUUAACACCGAUCCAGCCUGUCCCAAACCUCCUCUUGCAGGUUACUAUAGGACCUACCCUGUAGCUGUGCUUUACUGCAUAUAAGCCCUGAUCAGGCAAAGUAUUUAAACAUAUGAGUAGCCCCAUUGUUUUAAGUGGAACUACUCUCAUGCUUAAAAUUGAACACGUGUUGGGUGCUUUGCUGGAUUGGGGCUGUAAUGGGAGCACCCUCUGUGGUUAAUCUGUCUGUUGCUAACAUAGUACAGCAGUGGUUUUACUUUUUGGACUUUGUACAUGGUACCAAUAAUUUCCCCAAAACAAACAUCUGUUCAUUUUUUUUAUUACUUAUUAGACAAUUCAAACUGCUGGACAUAAUUCUAAUAGAAUUUCAUAUUAUCUAGGUGCUACUAUUUAGAUGAUAAAAAAUUAACAGUAUAUUAAACAACAUUAAGAAUUAAGGGCCCUAGUCCUUCAACUGCUUAUGGAUUUGCUUAACUUCACUUGAAUAGCCCCACUGAAGUGUUUGCAGGAUUGGGGUCUAAAUUUGUAAAUGUUGAUUUUUUUUUUUUUCUUCAUUUAGAUUCAGAACCAGACUAAUCAGGAUGAAUUGGAGCCAGAUUUUCAAAAGUGCUCAGCACACAGCAGCUCCUAAUGUGACAAUUCUCACCAGACUUUUCCAAAAUGCUCAGAGCCCUUCUGGCUGAGUUUUUAAAAAAAACAUCUGGGCAUUGAUUUCGGUGCAUAAAUAGGAGCUGAGAUCUUUUCAAUAUCUGGCCAGUAGAAGCUAAAUGGAGCAUUGACAAAGAACCUGAGGUCUGAUCUGGUGUCCAUUGAAGCUGAUUGAAAGAGCUUCAUUGAGUUCAGUAGGAAUUGGGUCAGACCCUUGGCAGGCUGUUUAGCUAAUAGGCUGUAUUGCUCUCUGUAUUCCCAGAACUGUGUACACAUCAUAAUGGCAUCACAACAUGUACAUUCAAAAAGGCGGAAGACGAACCAUAAACCCCUUAGAGGUAUACUAAAAAUUGUAUCCCUGAUAAUUGUGCUAACCUGUCAUGAGCCCAUUAGCUGGUCCUGGCUCAUUUUUCGUCCCCAAGAAAUGCCCUGCACUGCAAAAGUGAUUUUGGGAUUCUAUCUACAGAUUUAUGGUAAUUGCUAAUUACAGGAAAAGUCUAUUGAAGUCAGUAGGAAUUGGGGGCACUUAGCACCUUGGUUGAGACACUCAUGCAGAAUCAGGCCCCAAAGUAUUUCUGUUAAAAUAAUAGACUGUUGUCUGUGUGUUGGUGAUAUUUUGUGUCAUAACAGACUUUUUAUGCAAAUCAUGUAUACAGCACAAUGCUCUGUAUCAGAAGGGUCCUUUAAAAAAAAUACAAUAUAUUUUUCCAAAUACA